UAUUGUGUUGUUGGCUUUUUAAGUGCUUUAUUAAGCCUUUAAAAAAACACAUUCCAUCACUUUCAAAAGAUUCUUUUUUCAGAUCUGUGGUAAAGUUAUAUUUUAAACCCUUUGAAACAGCUAUAUUAUCUCUCACUUAUGUAGCUCACAUUCUGUUGUCUGAUUUUUUGUUGGAAUUUGCAAAUGCAUAUAUUUAACUGUGUUUGUAGUAUUUUAUUGUACAAAUCUGUUUCUGAACCAUCUUGGGAGAUAUUAGUACGAAGUGUGACUAUAUAUAAAUAGCUAUCUGAAUAAACAUGGUGCAUUAUCAGCUAUAGAUCCAAGGUGGCGUAUUGAUUUCGUUGUCGGACUUUGACUCCUGCUUUGGCUAUGAAACACUCUGGGUGACUCUGGGAAGGCAAUGGCAGCAACCGCCUCAGAAACAACUGGGAGGGAGGCACACAACAACAGCCAGCUCUUAGUACAUACUUGGAGUUACAAGAGUCACUGAAUAUAAUGGGAUAGUAAUUGCUGAAUAACAUCCAUAGUAACCAAAGGGUGGCUUUUAAGUCCAAUGGGGCUGCAAUCCACUCUUGAAUGUCGACCUUCUCCUUAGGGAAGCUUUGCAGAAACACUAUGACCUACAGCUCAAAGACAGCUGCAUUCCCGGCCUCCCUCCAAGUGACAGUUAAUAAGUCAAGCCUAAUAUUCUGUGGAGGCCAAUGUCUCUCAAGGACUCUACAAGCGUUUUGCAGCCGUCGACUGUCUGGAAGAAGCUUUAAACCAAAGCGCGGCGUGAGGCGAUCAAGAAGCGGGUUCCCUUCGGGACAAGCAUCCUUGGCUCCGUUUUAUUGCUAAUGCCCUGCCGUUCUUCCUGAAAGAAGAUCCAGGAACGAUGAGGGAAUCGCUUCAAUAAGGCCCUGGCGGCCUUUCUCUCUGGCGGACGAGGCAGUCCAUUAAGGAGCGAUGAUGGCGGACUGCGGCCGCUGGAACUCUUCCUUCCUCCCUCUGGCCGAGGGCUGCUAUGGGAUUCUGGGAGCUGGAGUUUCUUCUGGGCCCAGAGCGGAGCCAGGCUCCAACGCCCAGAAUCCCAUAGCAGCCCUCAGCCAGCGGAAGACGAGUUCCCGCGGGGCUGAAGAGGAGGAGGAGGCGGCCGGCGGGGGCGGGGGCGGCGAUGGAGAGCGGGGGCUCCUCCUCGUCGGCCUGGAAGGGCGGGAGCCCGCUGGGCUCGCGGACCUUCCGGCUGGUGCUGCUCCGGCGGUUGCGUCCCCGCCGGGAGGGCAGCCUGGCGGCGGCGCUGGCUCAGGCCAUGGCGCUGGCGGUGACGGGGACGGCGGGGGCCUACCCGUCCUGGGUGCUGGUGACGCGGGGCGAGGGCCAUCCUGAGCCGGGGGAGCUGGUGCUGGGGGCGGCCUGGGCCUUCACGCGGGACGACCCUGCCCCCGAGGCGCCGCUGCUGGGCUCGGCGGGGGGCCCCCUGAUGCUGGCCAUGGCCGCCUGCUGCCUGCUGGCCGUGCUCUCGGGCUCGGCGGCGCUGGCGCUGGACUUCCUGGGGCAGCGGCGCUGGCGGCUCCUGGCCCCGCUGCUCCACGGCUUGACGGCGGUGCUGAUCGCCUGCGCGGCGGCGCUGGGCUCCUGCCUGCUGGCGCUGGUCCGGGGCCGCCUCCAGGCGGAGCCCGAGCUGCGCUCGCUGGGCUUCUCCACCAGCCCCGGGCAGAGCCUCUUCCUGGCCUUCCUGGCCUGCGCCUUGGCCUCCACCGCCACCGGCCUCAGCUGCACCUCCCCGGCCCGAGUCGAGCCCGCCCGGUCCUCCUGGGACUUCGGCGCCGGCGAGGAGCGCCACUCCGCCGCCUUCUGCCAGUACGCCUUCUCCUCCAGGCGCCGGCGCCGCGGGGCCCCCGAGGCCUACGACGACGACGACGACGACGCCUCCUCCGCGGGCAGCGGCCACGUCCACUGGAGCCAGGCGCCCGGAGACACCCCGGCCCCGGCCCCGGAGGAGCAGGAGGAAGGGCCGCCGCAGGAGCCCCCCGCUGCAGAGGCCGGGGGAAGGGGCUGGCUCCAGAGGUACUGCGACUCCGCCUGGAGGCUCCUGGGGGACCUCGCCUGGAACCUCGGCCCCGGAGCUGCCCCGCCGACGCCCCCCGAGGAAGGAGACCGGCAGCAGGAGGGCUCUUCCCGCUGGACAGACGUCUAAGCCCCGCCGCCGCCGCCGCCGCCUUCUCCCUGCGGGACAGUUCUCCACAACACUCAGGAACCACAAAUCACAAGCUACCAACAACAACAACAGUCGCCUCAGAAAUGGCCCCAGGAGCCUGGAGCUCUCACAGAUCGGGAGCCAUCAAACAUCGCCUCAGGAACCCGAAGAGUCUGAGGCUGCUGCUCUGGAAGAAGAAGAAGAAGGGCUGAGGAGACCUGGCCAGGAUCUGGGCCCAGCUCAGCUGACAACGUUGUCUCCCAAGAAGUGUCUAAACCCCAAAGCCCAGUGGCUUAGCCUUCCCCUCCAUCCCACCAGAAACAGUUCCUUCAAGACUACUCUUCUUUCAGUCAGGCACUUAGCAUUUUUAACCCAAGGAAAUCCUGAAAUCUCUGAACAAGCCAACCUUGGAAAGAAACACUAGUUUUCCCUUGCUCUGCGUGGCUGUCUGGUUGAAAGCCCAUGUUCAAUGUGACAGGAAUCCCCAUAAUCCCCAGCAUUGACUGGGCUUGCUGGAGUUUAUGGGAGUUACAGUCCAAAACACCUAGAGAGCAGGAAAUUGCCAACUCCUACACUAUCAACCCUUUCCCUUACGCUUGACACUAUCCACAGUUAAAACUAUCUACUCUAAAGCAAAGUGUUUGACACUAACCUUUAGACCAUACUGCCUAUACUAACCUAUACUGCCCUUUAUCUCUGGCCAUUUGGAACAGGAUUAUUAAGAGCUGUAGGCAUCUGAAAGGCCAGGUUUCCCUAUUCUGAGGCUGUAAGUCUUCUAAAAAGGGAAGAAGAGGGGGAGAAUUAAAGGCAGGCAUAAACUCCUCAUGCAGACCCAAAACAGUAUUUUAUUAAACACUGUUCAAAUCUUAGCAUGUUAAAAAUGUUUUCCUUGCUUUGUUUGCAGGAACUUCAGUUGUGUUAAGCCUAAAUUUUAAAAAGAUGUUUGUUUUCAGUUUAAGAAGCUGCCUGCCUUCUGUAGUACUACAGUCAAAGGAAUCUGUGGAUCUGCAUUGGCAGAAUGUAAAUAUGUGUAAGUUAGCAUUAUCCAAUUGUUAAACAUCAUACAUCUUUCCUAUAGACUAUGCAAAUUAAGUGACACCAAAACACAAAUGCAAACAGCUCCAAAAUAGGAGAUUUAGAAAGGAAGAGCUCCAUAAAAGAAUUAAAUGCUAUUCAUACUAUCCAUUCACUUUUCUACUCUGCUACUGAAUUCUGUUAUUUCUCCUUAUAUAAAUAAAAUGGUUUGCAUUCAGCCAAAAAUUG
Molecule: messenger RNA, 3439 nt
Organism: Sceloporus undulatus (fence lizard)
Lineage: Eukaryota; Metazoa; Chordata; Lepidosauria; Squamata; Phrynosomatidae
Exons: 1
Coding region: 1154-2176 (340 amino acids)
Source: RefSeq, a predicted model, not a curated record